CUUAUUUUACCCGUUACGUUUUUUUUUCUCUUUAAAUUGUUUCUUUUCCUAUUAUUACAUAAUCACGCGAUAAAAAGAAGAAAAAAAGAUGACUAACGUUAAGAAAUAUGAAUUUCAAUAUCAACAUUUCGAUAAUUUACAACCAUGUUAUGAAUAUGAUAAUAUUGAAGGAAUUCUUGUUGAUUUUCAUAUUUUAAUGGGUAUCGAAAAAUUUGAUAUUACUUUAAAAAAAAUUUUGAUCGUAAAAGAAAUUGAAGGAGAAGACAAAGAUGAAAGAAUUGGGUUUAGAUUAGGUAAUGAUUUUUUGAAAGGAUUUGAUGCGGAAGUUGAAGUAGUAGGUGAUGAAAUUUUGUUACAUCGAUUAAAAUUUACUGUACAAUUGAAAGGGAUUAAAGAUUCUAAGGCCAGUUCAAAUGUUAUUAAAACUCAAACCAGAAUCAAAAAUAUCAAUAAUGAAAAGAAAUCUAAUAAUUUCAACAAUUAUUUGAUCGCUAUUAUCGCUUUUGCCAUUAUUUUAAAUACUUUUGUUCUUAAUAUGAAGUUUUCUAAAGGUCAAUCAUCUCCUAUCUUUGAGGACAAAAUUAAAUUCCUUAUAGAUUUAGAAGAAGAAAUUAAUAGUUUUAAUAUUUCGUUAAAUGAACUGAAACAAUCCGAGAUAUCAAUAAUUGAUCUAACACGAAAUUCAAAUACGGUUUUAACAUCCAAUAGAAAAAUAUUAAUAAAUACUCUAAAUUUACAAGAAUUAACGUCAAGAACAAGAAUCUCGUAUGAAACGUCAUUAGAUUAUUAUGGUAAUACAUUAUGGAAAUUAAAAGAACUUAAUAUUAAAAAAGUUCUAUUGGAAAAAACUAACUCAUUACUGGAUCAAUUGUAUUCGUCCAUAUUUGCGGUGGAUCAUAAGAUUAACGAAACUGAAUUUAUUUCCUAUUAUUCAUUAUUAGAUAGAUAUUUAAAUAAUUUUAAUAAUAAGGAAGAUUUAUUACAACAAUUAACAAACAUGGAAAAAGGAUUGAAUCAAUUACAAAAGAAUUUCGAAAAUAUAUUUAAGGAUAUAUUAAAUGAUGAUGGCACGUACAAAAAAUUUUUUGAAAAAAUUUCAAUAAUUAUAUCUGGUAAUUUUAAGAAUUUACAAAGUAUUAAAUUUAAAUUAAAAAAAUUAAGGGAAAAUAAUAUAGUAAUCGGUUAUAUUUUCAUGAAAUUAAAAGAUGAUUUUAAUAGAAUUUUGAAAGGUAGAGAUUUUAAUUAUGACGAAUAUGAACAAAUUAGUUCUUAUUUAUCUACGAUUAGUUAUAACCGUAAGAAAUUUUUGAGGGUUGCCGGAUUAUCUGUUAAAUAAUUACUUUGCUGGAAUAUUAUAAAAGAUGUACACAAAGAAUUUUUUUAAAAAAAUCCUACUUUGUAUAAAUAAAUAUAUAUUUAAAUAUAAAUAAAUAA
This is a messenger RNA of Rhizophagus irregularis DAOM 181602=DAOM 197198, 1434 nucleotides long. The record is from RefSeq and is a predicted model, not a curated record. NCBI's taxonomy places the organism in Eukaryota, Fungi, Glomeromycota, Glomeromycetes, Glomerales, Glomeraceae.